Molecule: messenger RNA, 1125 nt
Organism: Sorghum bicolor (sorghum)
Lineage: Eukaryota; Viridiplantae; Streptophyta; Magnoliopsida; Poales; Poaceae
Exons: 3
Coding region: 1-1125 (374 amino acids)
Molecular function (GO): zinc ion binding; nucleic acid binding
Source: RefSeq, a predicted model, not a curated record
AUGGCUAAGAAAGAGAAGAAUGUGGCAAGUGAGAGUGAGAGUGAGAGUGAAGAUGAAAGUGAUGAUGAUGAGAUCGAUCAACAUCUUGCACGCCUAAGCAAGAAAGACAAGAUGAUGGUGCUCAAGCUCAUAGAGAAAAUUGAAGAUCAAGAAGAAAAACUCCAUGAGCAAGAUGAGUUUGUCAUCAAAAAGAUCAAAUGCUUGGAGAAGUUGACCAAAGAGCAUGAAAAGCUUAAGUGCUCCCAUGCUAGUUUGGUCAAAAGUCAACCUUCCAUUGAGCAUGUACUUGUAGAAACUUGUGAUGACUCCAUUACAAUAGAAAAUGAAGAGCUCAAGGAAGAGGUUGAGAGGCUAAGAAGGGAUUUGAUUCAAUGGGAAGGCAAGUGCAAUGCUCAACCUUCUCAAGAUAACCAUGAAGACAUGGUGAAGAAGCUUGAGAAGGGAUCAACUAAUGCAUGCGUCAAGCUCCAUCUACAAGGCCACAAGUCAAACAAUGGCAAAGUCAAGGGACAAGCUAGAAGUGUGCAGUUUGUCCAACAUGUAGCAAUUGUGCUCAAGGCUAUGAGGGUUCAAGAAUGUGGUAGUGUUGCAUCCCAGUGCGGUGGUGUUGCACCUAGACAGAACAGGAAAGUUCCCAAGGUCAUAAAGGUGCAAUGUCAACCAAAGAAGACUAUCACUUGCUUCAAGUGCAAGAAAGAGAGUCACCAUGUCAGAGAUUGCGCUCUAAAGAAAGAAGAGAAGGGCAUGAGCAAGAUCCAAGAGAAGAACAAAAUGGCUCAUGUCAAGUGCUCCAACAUGGGACACAAUGUCUCUAUGUGUUCCAGCAAGGCUGGUGACCAAGCAACACUUCCAAACAUGAAGAUAAGAAGAAGCAAGAGGAAGUGUUAUGGAUGUAAUAAGAAGGGUCAUGAAAUUGCAUCAUGCCCCUACAUGAAGGAUGAAGGCUUGGCAUCAUCAAGUAAGAGGCUUGUCAACAAGUGUAACAACAAGAUUCAGUUGGCUCUCAAGUUGGUCAUGAAAGAUUUAUUAAAAAUGAGCAGCAUCAGUUUGGAUAAAGGAGUUUCAUUGGAAGAAGAGAACUCAUACAAGGAUCCAAACAAGUUGCAAUCAGAUUACAAGCAGUAG